AUGGGGGGAACGUUUUCGGAAAAGGCGCGCUUGUGCUGGCAGUUGUCCACGGAACGCGCGACAGUCAAAAAGUCCCUCAUCGUCGCGGCGGUCGUCGGCGUGGUCCUCAACCUGAUCAACCAGGGCCCCGUGAUAUUCUCCGGGAAGCACCCCACGUACUGGAAGCUCGGCCUGACGUUCGUCGUGCCGUUCCUGGUGGCCACCUACGGCGCGCUGAUGGCGAAGCUGGGCUUCCGACAGGAGAUGGCGGACAUGCGGGAGCAGGCGGCGGCGGCGCGGGCGGCGAUCGCGGAGUGCCGCUGCGGGGCGGCGGGGCCGCGCAAGGGCGGCGAGGGGCGAACGGCGCACGUGGCCGGGGGCGCGGACGGCAGCGAGUCGUCGCGGUCGAUCACGGUCGAGGUGUAG
Pedinophyceae sp. YPF-701 is the source of this 405-nucleotide messenger RNA. The record is from the annotation of a GenBank genome assembly. Lineage: Eukaryota; Viridiplantae; Chlorophyta; Pedinophyceae.